This is a messenger RNA of Lacerta agilis (Sand lizard), 3096 nucleotides long. RefSeq lists its product as uncharacterized. The coding region runs from base 1 to 3096 and encodes 1031 amino acids. The transcript has 22 exons. Lineage: Eukaryota; Metazoa; Chordata; Lepidosauria; Squamata; Lacertidae. The record is from RefSeq and is a predicted model, not a curated record.
AUGGAAACACAGGUGAAGCACUGCUUAAAUGCUGACAGCAGCUCCAUGAAAAGCAGGAUGCUGAAGGGAAAAUACCAGGGAACUACCGUAAUAAGUGAAAGGGAACAGAGGAUGAAGGAAUCAAAAGAAAAAUUUAACAGAAGGAGGAAAAAUGAAAGUGAAGGUGAUUGCUCCUAUCUACAUGUAACCAAUGCUAGCCUAAGAAGCGGGGAUCCAAAAGACAGCUAUCCUACUGGGACUGUUUUACAAUACCGUUGUAUCCGAGGUUAUGAGCCUAUUCCUGGAAAAACUCUUUCUCUUACAUGUCUUGCCAAUUCAAAAUGGUCAGUAGAAAAUCCUAGGUUUUGUCAAGGUAAGUUUGACUUAAUUUGUACCUGUUUCUUUUUAAAGAAAUCAAGGCUGCAUGUGCUAAUGCUUGUUUUGAUUUUCCUGUUAGGAAAGCGAUGUCCUGCAAUAAAUUUAGAGAAUGGCAGAAUAGUAAAAUCAAAUGACUUGCGGCUAGGUGAUGAAAUAACUCUAGGCUGUAAUGAGGGAUUUGUCUUUCUCUUUAGGUACAGAAUGAUAGGCGAAAAUACUCUUCGAUGUUUGCUUAUAGGCAACAGUGUUAAUUGGAAUAGAGAUCUUCCACUUUGCCAACGAAUCCCCUGUUUCCCCCCUCCUAAGAUUGCCAAUGGUCGACACAGUGGCACACCUGAUGAUGAAUAUAACUAUGGCUCAUCAGUGACGUACACUUGUAAUCCUUACUACUCACUUAUUGGAAGCCCUACUAUUACAUGUUUAGUGGCUGCAGAUGGUAUAAACGGAGAGUGGCGUCCAGCUGCACCUGAAUGUAAAGUGGUCGUAUGCAUGAAACCUAACAUAAGAAAUGGAAGAAUUACAACUGUGUUUAAGCCUGCGUACACCUAUGGAAACCGUGUAAUGUUUGUAUGUAAUCGUGGAUACACUCUGGUGGGGAAUGACAGUAGUACAUGUGGGGCUGACAAUGCCUGGCAUCCUCCUGUUCCAACAUGUGUUAAGGGUACCACCACCACUGUUGCCACCAUCCGUCCAGAUGGAAGUACCAAAAAAACAACUUCUAGCACAAGAUGCAUUCUGGCUUUUUUAAUCGUGCUUUCUCUAAUUGCUGUAUUUUGGAAAUACCGAUCUUCCAUGAAAACUGGAGAACCUGAAGCUCCUUCUAGUCCUGCUGAAUUUGACAAGUCAGUAUCAAAAUCUGGAUUGGAACCCAAAGGUUCUCAAUUGAACAAGGUUUCUUCAGGUUCUCCUUUUUGUGCUGCUGCGAUGGCCCCUCUCACCUGCAACUUUGGCGGGCCUUCUUUGUCGCCGCCGCCGCUCCUGCUCCUGCUGCUGCUUCUCUCGUUGUCCAGAGUUCGAGGUGAGGCGGGGUGUGAGAGUGACUGUGGUACAGCCUGUGUACACAUACAGUAUAACAGUCGCGUAAAGUUUGUAUGUGAUCCUGCACACACUCUGGUGGGGAGUAGCAGUAGUAAAUGUGGGGCUGACAAUGCCUGGCAACCUCCUGCUCCAGAAUUUGUUAAAGGUAAGUAUCUCACUACACUUAAAUGGGUUACUUGGGAGGAAGCACAAGGUAUAAAUUCAGUAAAUAAAUGUCAGAGCUAUUGUGUUGCAGAAUCCUUCUUUAUUUGCUCUCUUUUCUGCCAGCUUCCACACCAGUUGUCCCCAUCACCAUUUCCGGAAACAUACCUACAACCUGAAGCUCCUACUAGCCCUGCUGAAUUUAACGAGGCAGAAUUGGAACCCAAAGGUUCCCAAUUGUAUCUCAAGUGGGUCCUAGUAGCUCAAGUAUUGCUGCUGAUCAAUGCCAGGUCCGUGAAUGGCAAAACAACAGCCAUCCCAGACUUGAUCCGGGAUGAGUAUACUGACCUGGGUUGUAUUACAGAGACCUGUUUGGAUGAACUGUCCGAGCACGCGGCGCGCUCUGUCGCUUUGCUUUUCAGCUUCAGAGGGAGCUGCGGCGGCACUUUCUCUUUCUCCGACUCCGGCCGGGUCUCUCUCUCGUGCGAUGGCGCCCCUUCCCGGCUUCCCUGGCGGGGGGCGGUUUCCGUCGGCGCUGCUGUUGCCGCCGCUGCUGAUGUUUUCCUCGCUGUCCAGAGUUCAAGCUUCAGAACUUCCUCUGAAUUUUUAUUUCCAAUUGAUUGCACCCAUCCACGUGUAGCCAGUGCUACCCUAAGGAGCGGGGAUCCAAAAGACAGUUAUCCUGCUGGGACUGUUUUGCGCUACCGUUGCAUUCCAGGUUAUGAGCCUAUUCCUGGAGAGACUCUUUCUCUUACAUGUCUUGACACUUCAAAAUGGUCAGUAGAAAAUCCUAGGUUUUGUCAAGGUAAGUUUCACUUAAUUAGAAGGCGAUGUACUGCUGUAACUAUAGAGAAUGGCAGAAUAGUAAUACCAAGCCCUAUGCAGAUAGGUGAUGAAAUAACUCUAGGCUGUAAUGAGGGGUACAGACUGAUAGGCGAAAAGACUCUGCGAUGUGUGCUUGUAGGCGACAAAGCUGAAUGGCAUACAGACCCUCCAAUUUGCCGUCAAAUCCGAUGUUACCCCCCUGAUAACAUUGAGUUUGGUUCACACAGUGGUCAACCUCAUGAAGAGUUUCACUAUGGCUCAACAGUGACAUACACUUGUAAUGAAGGAUUCUCCCUUAUUGGAAGCCCGAAUAGUACAUGUUCACCUUCUUCAACUAGUACUGCUGGAGUGUGGCUCCCACGUCCGCCUAAAUGUAAAGUGGUCCGUUGCCGUGAACCUGAAAUAGAAAAUGGAAGAGUGACAACACCGACUCAGGAUAUUUACACAUAUGGAGAUCGUGCAUCUUUUGAAUGUAAUCCAGGAUACGUUAUGGUGGGGCGUAGCACUUGUACAUGUGGGCCUAACCAUGGAUGGAUUCCUCGUUUUCCAAAAUGCGUUUGGGAUGGUUCAAUUGCAACCACUGCCGGAGAAGGAGGAGGAGGAGACGGAGCAGCAGACGGAGGAGGAGAUGUAGCAGAUGCAGGAGGAGAGGACGUUGUAGACCCCGGACAAGGAGGAGAUCCACAGACAACGCUUCCUCCGGAUGAGAUAGGUACAGUUGAAAAGUGGCAGUGA